AUGAAGGGCGAGGUUCACCAUCAUUUAGAGGAGAGCAUUCGUCCAUACAUUGACCUGAUUGACACUCUGCGCUCCGUUGGCAUUCAGAAGGACUUGGCGUUGCCGACUAUCGUAGUGAUCGGAGACCAGAGUUCUGGGAAAAGCUCUGUGCUGGAAGCACUGUCUGGAAUUGCAUUGCCAAGAGGAAGCGGAAUUGUCACUAGAUGUCCACUAGAGCUGAGGCUGAGGAACGUAACAGGUGGAGUCAGCUGGAAAGCUGUUCUGCCACGCUUGUCGUAUGAGGAGAAGAUAAUUGAAUUCGGGGAUCCUUCAUUAGUUGAAAAACAUGUUGAAGAAGCCCAGAAUGAGUUGGCUGGAAAAGGGGUGAAAAUCUGUGAUGACCUCAUCACUUUAGAGGUCAGGUCAGCAGAUGUGUGUGACCUCACACUGAUCGAUCUACCUGGAAUCGCUCGAGUCCCAGUGCAAGGACAACCACAAGAUAUUGGAAACCAGAUCAAACGUCUGAUCAUGAAAUUUAUUGAGAAGCAAGAGACUAUAAACAUGGUAGUAGUCCCAUGUAACAUUGACAUUGCAACAACUGAAGCAUUGAAAAUGGCACAAGAAAUAGAUCCUGAGGGCAUAAGAACUCUUGCCAUUUUGACCAAGCCAGACCUCAUAGACAGGGGAACCGAGAAGAAUAUUCUGGCCGUUGUCCAGAACAAAGUGAUUCCUCUCCGCAAAGGUUACGUCAUGGUGAAGUGUAGAGGACAACAACAGAUCGAUGAGAAAAUUCCUCUGGUGGAGGCGACACAAAUUGAGAGAGAUUUCUUCCAAAAUCAUGACUUUUUCAGACCCCUCUUGGAUGAGAAUAAAGCGACUGUUAAAUGUCUUGCCAUCAAACUCACUCAAGAUCUCGUCAGUCAUAUUAAAAAAUCACUGCCAAAGCUUGACGAGCAGAUAAAAAAGCAGUUGUGGGAUGUGAGGAAUGAGCUGAAGGAGUGUGAAGCUGGACCACCACAGGACCUGAAGGGAGCCAAACAAUUCCUCAUUAAAAUAUUAACAAAAUUCAAUGAUAAAAUCAAGUCCUUAUCAUUAGGAGAGCUGAUCAUUGAGGAAAAUUUGUUUGUCCAGCUUCGGACUGAAUUCAAGAAGUGGAAUGAUGGUCUUAAUAACACAAAGACGCCCUUUGACAGUUCGAAGGAGCUUAGCCAGAAUUACAGAGGGAGGGAACUGCUCGGCUUCAGCAACUACAGAGUUUUUGAGAUGAUUUUGCAGGACCGUAUGGCUAAACUUAAAGAGCCAGCCAUCAAAUCACUCAAUUCCAUAAAAGACAUCAUUCUCAAGCAAUUCACUGACGUGUCUCACCAAUGUUUCCGAAACUACCCUGUUCUUCUAAAUACCACUAUGAACAAAAUUGACAAUAUUCAGUCAAGCCAGCAAGCCAAAACAGAGCAGAGGAUCAUGGAUCAGUUUGAAAUGGAAAGCAUGAUCUACACUCAAGAUCCCAUCUACUUGAAGUUCUUGAAUGAGAUUAGCAGCGAGAAAUUUUCAGAAGCGCAAUUACCUGUCUUUGAUAUAAAAAGCAAGUACAGUGAAAUGCUGCAGGCAUAUUAUGAGAUUGUGGUGCAGAGGAUGGCUGACCAACUGCCCAUGCUGAUCUCCUUCUACAUGCUAAAGGAGACUGCUCAGCUCCUGUGUACUGACAUGCUGAGUAUACUGGAAGGGGCAAACGUGAGCGAGCUAUUGUUUGAGGACUCUGACGUCAGCAAAAGACGCAAAUACUUGCAAUCUCGUCUGGGCCGUUUGACUGCUGCUCAGGAAGCACUUAGUGAUUUUAUUUGA
Messenger RNA from Sinocyclocheilus grahami, 1821 nucleotides. Its product is annotated as interferon-induced GTP-binding protein Mx2-like. Gene Ontology annotation, molecular function: GTP binding; GTPase activity; microtubule binding. Gene Ontology annotation, biological process: defense response to virus; receptor internalization; synaptic vesicle budding from presynaptic endocytic zone membrane. Bases 1 to 1821 code for a protein of 606 amino acids. The record is from RefSeq and is a predicted model, not a curated record. Gene Ontology annotation, cellular component: plasma membrane; synapse; cytoplasm. NCBI's taxonomy places the organism in Eukaryota, Metazoa, Chordata, Actinopteri, Cypriniformes, Cyprinidae. The transcript is spliced from 13 exons.